Megachile rotundata (alfalfa leafcutting bee) is the source of this 2733-nucleotide messenger RNA. Its product is annotated as piggyBac transposable element-derived protein 4-like. Lineage: Eukaryota; Metazoa; Arthropoda; Insecta; Hymenoptera; Megachilidae. The record is from RefSeq and is a predicted model, not a curated record.
GCUAACACAUUAAUGCAAAAUUGAAUUUGCUCGCGCUUAUGUACUUGACUUUUCAACUUUUUUAUCCACACUUUUCUCUUGCACCACUCAAUCAAUUCAACCGGAUGACACAGUUGACUAUUUUUGCUUUAGCGUGAAAUUUACUCGCUUGCGCAACAUUGUUAGGUUAGGCGCGAAGCGCCUAAUCAAACAGACCUAGUAUUAUAAAUGCAUUAGGUAUAGUAACAUAUAUGGAUUACUAAUUUAAAAAGAUGAGCAAGGCAUACACCACCUCCUCCCACUAAGUACUUUCCAUAACCCCCACUUACAAGUUGUUGGUGGUAUCCAACCAACGGUGCAGCCUCGUAGAAUCUACCGCCAUAAAAUAGUUAGUUUCAAAAUCUCCGGUCCAGAACUCCAUAGACAUACGUGCUGGAAGGACAGCAAAAUUCGAAGAGAUGGUAAAACUAUUUGAGCGCAACAGAGUGGUAAACUCAACGUCUAGAUAUGAGAGGACUAGAAUGUGGUACCGAAAUUGUUCAAGUUUGUCUUAUAAUCUGAUCUACUAUCGCAAUACCGAUCGUCCGAAUUUCUUCUCAAUCUGAAGUUUGGGUUCCCGAGACAUCCACACAUCUCGAUAAUGUCCGUAGAUCUUAGCAGCCAGUCCAUUGCAUGAAUAUGGUCGAGAACCCAAAUGUGAAGGCUCCAUAAGCGUCAAUGGUGGGGUCAGGUGGAAUGAGGGGAGUAAUAUACAUUUUUCACCUUUGUGUCGUUUCACACAACUCUCAAGUUCUGUCAUGCGGCAAUUCUGCUAACCGGCUUUGAAGUAAACAACACAAUCUGUUGAUUCUUCGUAAAAGUGCAAAUUCGAUCACUUUCGACGAGACUAAGUGAUUGACGCUGGUCCAGAACGCAGUGGUGUACAACGGCAACUUUACAUGAGCUUUUGUUAGAAAAUUGUGAUAUACAUAUCCAGCAUCAUCAUAGUUUUUUUAAGAAAUCAUUUCUUAUUGUUUGUACGACCUGAAGUUGUUUACGGACGUAUGGAUCUUAAUGGUACAUCAAUUCCUGGGACCAGUAGAGGUUCAUCAUUUGAACCAUCCAGAAAACUGCAAAAGAUGAAAAGAACCUUAAAUCAACAUGAUUCAACAAAAAUGUUGGAUGAAAAUUCAGAUUUAGAUUCAGAUUUAGAAGGUGAACAUCAUGGUGAUGAUGAUGACAACGAUUAUACCUUUGAAACUGUUGAUGAAAAGCCUAUGUUGAAAUGUCCUACCCUUUUUACAUUUUUAUGUGUACCUGAAAUGACCAAUCCAAAUUUGAAUCCUGAGUCUGCUGGCAGUGAACCUGAUACAGAUCCAUUAACAGCAACCUCUUCUGAUUAUAAUGAUAAUCCUUCAUUAAGUACUAAUAUACACUUUGAUGAAGCAUUAAAAGUAAGACCUAAUGCUAAUACUCCCAUUGAUUAUUUUUCUUUGUUAUUUACGCGAGAUUUGUUGCAAGAAAUAGUAUAUGAAACAAACAGAUUUGCUUAUCUUCCAUCUUCUCAAAUUUCAAAUUGGAAGAAGCUUACUGUAGAUGAGUUAAGAGUUUUUUUUGGUUUAUUCUUUCACACUGGUGUUGUAAAGAUAUUACAGAUACGAUACUAUUGGGACAAAAGUGAACUGUUUAAUUUUCCAUUCUUCUCAAGUAGAAUGUCCAGGAACAGAUAUAUGGCUAUACUCCAAUGUCUCCACUUUGCUCAAGAUCCUACAGAACGGGAAACAGCACCUAGGGAUCCGUUUUAUAAAGUUCGUUCUAUAGUGGACCAUUUCCAGAAUAGGAUGAUGGAAGUGUAUAAGUCAGAAAGAAGGAUUAAUCCGUAUGAGCCACUGGCGUCGUGGAAUGGUCGUAUUUUUUAUAGAUCUUAUGUUAUAAACAAAACUCAGAAGCGCAAUGUAAAAAUGUAUAUAUUAGCCGAAAACGAUGGACUAGUCCAACGUUUGUUGCUUCAUCCUGGCACAGAAGGCAAAAGCCAAAGAGAUUCCAAUAGAGGUAUUCAUAUGUUGUUUGAAGGCUUGGAACAUUCAAAUCCUUCUUUUCUUGCGGAUGAUCUUUAUAAUGGAACAACUUUAAACUCUAGUAUGCUUCAAGAAUUUUCCAAGAAAGAUAGCCGUCUGCAUGUUGCUGUUUCCAAAACUACCACAAGUAAAGGUCUUGGGCAAGAAAAAUCAGAGGGGAUGCCUAAAUUAAAUAAGCAUGUAGGAGGCAUUGAUCAACUCUUAUCAUAUUACCUUACUACAAGGAGGUCAGUAAAGUGGUAUACAAAAUUGUGGUUUGAUAUUUUAGAAUUAAUGCUGCUGAACUCCUACUUGCUGUACAGGAGGUAUUCAGGGGACAAAGAAUAUUAUUUAUUUAGAUAUCGCUUAGAAGUAGUGAAGAGUUUAUCAGGUCCACCAUCAGGAAGACUUUCUGCCAAUCGUAUUCCCUCCACUUCCUCAUUCAUAAACUCAGUUCACUUCCCAGCAAUAUAUCCUGAAUGUCCUCUGAAGAAGAAAAGGCGUGCACAAAAAUUGUGUAGGUUAUGCUAUCAGAACAAAAUUAGAAAAUAUGUAUCAUCCUACUGUCCAGGCUGUGAAGGACAUCCAGGCCUUUGCAUUUCUUGUUUCAUUCAAUAUCACAAAGAAAAUGAGUUUAAAGUUAUUUGAUAUAAAAUUAUACUUUUGUUAGUAGAAAUAAAUUAUUUUAUUAUAAUCAAAGUAUUUUAUUUUAGAAACC